UAUGGUUUGGUCUGCUCGUUUCGAGUGACGUGGCUCGAAUGACGGCUGCACCUGUUUCAUUUAACAUGCUAAGUAUGAUUGCACUUCAAGAUCAAACAAUGAUUUGAAAAAGGUUAAAGAACUGUGGAUAUUAUUUUCCCUUCAGUUAGUAAGGUAGUUCGCUUCGAUCGAACGAUACAACUUUUCGUAGCAACAUGACGACUUACGAAGAGUUUAUCCAACAAAAUGAGGACCGCGAUGGUGUACGAUUUACAUGGAACGUUUGGCCCUCGUCACGUGUCGAGGCUACAAGAUUGGUCGUACCUUUGGGAACUCUGUAUCAGCCCAUUAAGGAAAGACUGGAUCUUCCACCCAUUCAGUAUGACCCGGUCCCAUGUACAAGAUCUACUUGUAGAGCAAUAUUAAAUCCACUUUGCCAAGUAGACUAUCGUGCCAAACUGUGGGUCUGUAAUUUUUGUUUCCAAAGGAACCCUUUUCCCCCUCAGUAUGCAGCUAUUUCAGAGCAGCAUCAGCCAGCUGAACUUAUUCCUAUGUUUUCUACAAUUGAAUAUACUAUAACGAGAGCUCAAUGUUUACCACCGAUUUUUUUGCUAGUCGUGGAUACAUGUCUAGAUGAAGAUGAACUCGGCGCUCUCAAGGACUCUCUUCAAAUGUCCUUAUCCUUACUUCCACCUAACGCACUUAUUGGUCUCAUCACUUUUGGGAAGAUGGUACAAGUUCAUGAAUUAGGUUGUGAAGGGUGUAGUAAAAGUUACGUAUUUAGAGGCACUAAGGAUCUUCAGCCGAAACAAGUACAAGAUAUGUUAGGAAUUGGAAGACUCAUUCCUGGACAAAAUCCAAACCAACCGCAUGGCCCUGGAGGUCAGCCUCUACCACCAGCUAAUCGAUUUUUACAGCCCGUGCAUAAGUGUGAUAUGAGUUUAACCGAUUUAUUGGGAGAACUACAACGUGACCCAUGGCCUGUUGGCCCUGGAAAGCGUCCUCUUAGGUCAACGGGUGUUGCUUUGGCAGUUGCUACAGGUUUAUUAGAAGCAAGCUAUGCCAACACAGGAGCCAGAGUAAUGCUGUUUGUUGGUGGUCCAUGUUCUCAAGGCCCUGGUCAGGUUGUUACCGAUGAACUCAAACAACCGAUUAGGUCGCAUCAUGACAUUCACAAGGAUAAUGCUAAACAUAUGAAAAAAGCUAUUAAGCACUACGAUAGUUUAGCAGCACGAGCUGCUGCUAAUGGACAUAUUAUAGAUAUUUACUCAUGUGCUCUAGAUCAAACGGGUCUAUUAGAAAUGCGGCAAUGUUGUAAUUCUACAGGUGGUCAUAUGGUUAUGGGUGAUUCGUUCAAUUCAUCUCUGUUUAAACAAACUUUCCAACGGGUAUUUGCUAAGGAUCCAAAAGGCGAUUUAAAGAUGGCAUUUAAUGCUACUCUUGAAGUAAAAACGUCAAGAGAAAUUAAGGUUUCCGGUGCUAUUGGACCAUGUGUGUCACUUGGUGUGAAAGGACCCAGUGUCGGAGAGCAAGAAGUUGGUCUUGGGGGAACAUCUCAAUGGAAAUUCUGUGCCUUGAUGCCUUCGACCACUACGGCACUGUUCUUCGAAGUUGUGAAUCAACAUGCGGCGCCUAUUCCUCAAGGUGGUAGAGGAUGCAUUCAAUUCAUUACACAAUAUCAACAUAGUAGUGGACAAAGGCGAAUUAGAGUUACUACCAUUGCUAGAAAUUGGGCUGACGCUUCAACCUCUUUGCAUCAUAUUAAUGCUGGAUUUGAUCAAGAGGCGGCAGCAGUGCUUAUGUCUCGUUUGGCAGUAUUUAGAGCCGAGACAGAUGAUGGCCCAGAUAUUAUCAGAUGGGUUGACAGGAUGCUUAUUAGACUUUGUCAAAAGGUUGGCGAAUACGGAAAGGACGAUCCCAACAGUUUCAGGCUUGCGGAAAACUUUUCCUUGUACCCUCAAUUUAUGUAUCACCUGCGUAGAUCACAGUUUCUUCAAGUAUUUAAUAAUUCGCCAGAUGAGACCAGUUUCUAUAGGCACAUGUUGAUGCGGGAAGAUUUGACAAAUUCCUUAAUAAUGGUACAGCCGAUCCUGUACAGUUAUGGGUUUAAUGGCCCACCGGAACCUGUUUUAUUAGAUACAUCUUCGAUCCAGCCUGACCGAAUCUUACUUAUGGAUACAUUUUUCCAAAUACUCAUAUUCCAUGGAGAGACUAUAGCACAAUGGCGUCAGUUAAAAUAUCAGGAUCUUCCUGAAUAUGAAAACUUCCGACAACUAUUGGCAGCACCAGUUGACGAUGCUGCUGAAAUAUUAACUGGCAGGUUUCCAGCACCUAGAUAUAUCGAUACGGAACAGGGUGGUUCGCAAGCUAGGUUCUUGUUAAGCAAGGUCAAUCCUAGUCAGACCCAUAACAAUAUGUAUGCCUAUGGAGCGGGGAUGCAGUUAUUCAAUGGGGAAAGUGGAGCACCUGUCUUAACCGAUGAUGUCAGUCUACAAGUAUUCAUGGAGCAUCUGAAGAAACUUGCUGUAUCGUCAACAGCUUAGGUCAUAAGCAAUAAUUAUACAUAUAAUGUUAAUUGACUUUUAUAUAUUAUACAAACUGUAAUUUAUAAACAAAAAAGAUAGUGGCAUAUAUAAAGGAAAAGAAAAGUAUAUUUAAAAUGCAGUAAGAUAUCAUGCAAUUGCGACGUACCACAGUGCAUUUUUUUCGUUAUUGUAAGUACACUCCUAAUGCUUAUUGUAACGAAAAUAUAACUACAUGUCAACCA
Molecule: messenger RNA, 2746 nt
Organism: Orussus abietinus
Lineage: Eukaryota; Metazoa; Arthropoda; Insecta; Hymenoptera; Orussidae
Gene: Sec23
Product: protein transport protein Sec23A
Exons: 12
Coding region: 195-2522 (775 amino acids)
Biological process (GO): COPII-coated vesicle cargo loading; intracellular protein transport; COPII-coated vesicle budding
Cellular component (GO): endoplasmic reticulum exit site; COPII vesicle coat
Molecular function (GO): GTPase activator activity; zinc ion binding
Source: RefSeq, a predicted model, not a curated record